Mytilus californianus (California mussel) is the source of this 1769-nucleotide messenger RNA. RefSeq lists its product as uncharacterized. The transcript has 7 exons. NCBI's taxonomy places the organism in Eukaryota, Metazoa, Mollusca, Bivalvia, Mytilida, Mytilidae. The coding region runs from base 55 to 1008 and encodes 317 amino acids. The record is from RefSeq and is a predicted model, not a curated record.
UUUACAGUUAAACGUUAUGUUGAUAAAGUCGAUGACAGAUAUCUAUGCUUUGUGAUGAGAAUCCGACCAAUCAGAAAGAAGUAUAUAUUUAGCCUGAUUCUUCUAGCUUUGUUUUCACUUAUACUGGUCAUACAGCAGUUACCAAGCAUUGAAAGCGAAAAUAGGAAUUCUGACAUAUUUGACAUUCAACAAAAACUUUUUACCACUUACGGUUCUCUUAAAACAACAAGAGACUUAAUUCAAAAAAGAGAUACUGAACGUGUACCCAAAAUAUUGCAAGAAGUAAAAUCUAACAAGUCUGCAUCAAUAGUAAAAGUCAAACAACGAGGACUAUCGCAAGGAAUAAUCAAACGUGGUGGGCGACGUUUUAUUAGAUCCGGUGGUUCACUAAGUUUAGAUUUAAGAAGACAGCCCGCCAUUUUCGCUGACGAACUAGAUCCAACAAAAGAUUGGUGGAAGGCAUUUAUAGAACUUGCAGAUGAUCUGAAAGCUGUUCAAAAGGAUUUUCGCUGUUCUUAUAUGCAGCCACGUGGUAACUGGUGGGAUUGCAACUCAUAUCCAUAUAAAAUAUUUGUAAAUAGACCGUGCUUAGUUUAUUCUUUUGGAAUUGGAAACGACUUUCGGUUUGACGAUGCAAUGGCAACACUUGGAUGUGAGGUUCAUUCGUUUGAUCCAAGUAUGAAUGUUAGUGAACAUACAAGAGAAAGUGGUGUAGUUUUUCACACGUUUGGAAUAGGAAGUCAUAACGAUGAUUUAUUUACUCCGAGGACAGACGAAUUUACAAGAAAAGAACAAAAAAGCACAUGGGAGCUUAAAAAACUGUCAACAAUCCUUUCAAACCUGGAUCAUCAAAAUAUGACUCUAGACAUUCUUAAACUGGACAUUGAAGGUAAUGAGUGGGAUGUAUUAGAAAACAUUAUACAGGAAGAUCUUCUUUUCAAGAUAAAGCAAUUAGAGGUCGAAUACCACAUUUUCCCAGAUUUCCCAAAGAGAGAGAGAAGUACGUAAAUCUGCUUAACACUUACCAGUCUUUGUGGAAGCUUAAUUUCAGACGAUAUUACAAAUUCGUCAAUCAUUUUACAACGAAGGAAAAUAUUGCACAUUUGCAAACAAAUGUCGCAUACGUUAAUGGCUAUUAAACAACUGAUUGUUACUUCACUACACAUCUCUUAUGAAGGCUUGAGAUGAGCUGUCUAAUUCAGUUUGGUAGAUUUCAGACAUAUUAAACAGGUACAAAAUGUAUUUGAGUGGAAUCAGUUAACUACAUCUUGAGAUCUGUAGAUUUACUUUAAAAUUAAAUGAUUGAGUAGAAUAGAAAUGCGUAGACAUUAAGUACAUUCGGUCAGACAUUAUUAAGAUUAUAGUUUCACUGUAGUUACAUUGUAAAGAAAAACAAAAAAUGGUAAGAUGCCUAUGAAAAUUGGAUAGCAGAGAAAAAUGUGGUCGUUACUAUAGAAACUAUUCUGACUAUCCACUUCUAGUGUAAUUUUACUUCAACAGAUGCUCAUUUCGACAAUUAAUGUCUUUUCAGUAAUGCUUGAGGCCAAAAUAUAAAACAAUCCAAAAGGUAGUUCAAACAUUGAAAAGCUGAGCAAACCAAAAAGGACCUAAAGUAUAGGCUAAUCCGAUAGGAAUCAGAGCCUUGCAUGAGGAAUUUGUUAAAACUACUAAAAAAACUACUGUUUUAUUAUAUAUGAUAAGCAUGAGUGUGAUUAUUCUGCUCAUCCUUGGUGCCAUAUUUGCAAAUAAAAAUAUUUGUUUCGUAAAAA